AUGGCUUCAUCUGUAGCUUCACAGGAUGCGCCACUAGAGUCAAACAAGAGAAAACGUGUGGACGAGGAGGACGCUGCCGAAAACACAAACAGACCAGCAGGAGACCAGAGUCAACCCAGCAAGAAGAAAAAGAAAAAGCGCUCAAAGGCGACGAAAAAUGGCAGUGAAUACGAUAUAAAUAAGGUCAUGGGCAAGGAUGGAGGAAUUGAUGAAUCGAUUGGCAGAAUGGAUGGGAAGCUACUUGGAGAUUACUUUGCCCAGCGAGUUAAGCGGCAUAACAAGAACUUGACCGCGGUGGAACUGGACGAUUUUUACGUUCCAGAACAUGCAUUCCUCGAUACCUCAUCCUGGGACUCAUCGCGAGACCUUGAGAAUAUGCCUUCCUUUUUAAAAGCAUUCAGUCCAGAUAAAGGUGCUUCUCUUUCCAAGGCCUCGGAGGCAAAGGGAUCUCCGCAUACACUAGUGGUAACCCUUGCAGGGCUUAGGGCAGCAGAAAUAUCAAGGACGUUGCGGCAAUUCCAGAACCAAGACUGCGCCGUUGCUAAGCUUUUCGCCAAACAUAUCAAACUAAAGGAGGCCCAGGAAACUGUGGAAAAGACGAGGAUGGGAAUAGGCAUUGGAACACCGGUCAGACUAAAUGACCUUAUAAAUUCAGGAUCGUUAAAACUUGACUCGUUAGCGCGCAUUGUGGUUGAUGGCUCGUAUGUUGACCAGAAGAAACGAGGUAUAUUCGACAUGAAGGAGCUACAUUUCCCUCUCAUUGAGCUCUUAAACCGAGCCGAGCUACGGGAUCGAUAUCAGUCGAAGAAAGGGGACAAGGUGCAGAUACUUGUCUUUUGA
Arthroderma uncinatum is the source of this 840-nucleotide messenger RNA. RefSeq lists its product as uncharacterized. The coding region runs from base 1 to 840 and encodes 279 amino acids. The record is from RefSeq and is a predicted model, not a curated record. Gene Ontology annotation, cellular component: 90S preribosome; nucleus. Lineage: Eukaryota; Fungi; Ascomycota; Eurotiomycetes; Onygenales; Arthrodermataceae. The transcript has 5 exons.